AUGAAUGAUUUCUCGCUAGACUUCUCUAACCCGUCGCGCGAUGAUGAUGUUCAACAUGGCGGGGUCUCGUUGCCACCAUCCCUGUCGCAAGACCCCUUGAUGAGCUUCCCCAAUGUGGGGAAUUAUGGCUUCGAUCCCCUCAUGUCGUCUCAGGGUACUGGACUGUCGAUGCACAACUUCGAUCGUCAUCCAGCACAGAACGGGGAGUUGGAGAAUCGCCUUGACAAUGUCAUGCUCGCCGCUCCUUAUGAUCCGACGACCAACCUGCCCAUGAGCCUGGAGCCGGCCAAUGACUUCCCUUACGCCCCGGCAUCCUACCCUACGACCUCCAUGGGACUCACGCCGAUGGAUCAAUCCCAACUGCAUCCAUCAUUUUCGCCCUACCAAUCCUUGCCACCCCAGGCCCAAUACAUGCAACCACAACCACAACCACAACCGCAGCCACAACCGCAGCAGCAGCAGCAGCAGCAACCACAGUCUCGCCAUGUCCCUCCCCCACGCCAGGGGCCUUUCAAUACUAGCUCCAACUCUACUACGGCAAGCUUCGAGGACUCGGACUUCUCUCGAACAAGCGACCAACCUCAGAUUCGUGGACCUCGAGUGAUUCAAGAGCGCGCCCGCCCACGCCAGCCACCCUAUGCGCCGUCUACAUAUCGACCCCAGCCGGUCGCAAUCCAACCAAAGAGACCAGCCAUGGCCAAACGUAACUCCCCUGGACUGACUACUCUCGAUGCUGCCAAGUCAGAGCACACCGGUAUCUACUCUACUAGUGGAUUUGACGUUCUUGGAGUUUUGAGUCGAGUCGCUGUCCGCCCAAAUCCCAAGAUCAACAUCGGUGCUGUUGAUUUAUCCUGUGCAUUUGUACUCUGCGACGUCUUGCGGGAGGAUCAUCCCAUUGUCUAUGUGUCAGAUGCCUUUGAACGCCUCACUGGCUACACUAGAGAUGAAAUUGUUGACCGAAACUGCCGUUUCCUCCAAGAUCCAAAUGGUGAUCUGAAGGCGGGGAUGAAGCGGACUUUCGUCGAUGGUCAAACUGUCUUUCGUCUGCGUUCGACAAUUCAGGAACGCAAUGAGAUCCAGGCUAGUAUUAUCAACUACCGUAAGGGUGGACAGCCCUUCAUGAAUCUGAUUACCAUGAUCCCCAUCCAGUGGGAUUCGGAUGAGUAUCGGUUCUAUGUUGGAUUUCAGGUCGAUCUGGUUGAGAAGCCAGACGCCAUCACCCGAAGGAACGCUGAUGGUACAUACAGCAUCAACUACCAACGGGAUCAGCUACCCCAGUAUAUGGUGCCGCCGCCAGAUAUCUAUCGCAUGCGACCUGAUCUGGUGACCAGAUUUGGCCAUGAAGAAGUGAGCAGCAUUCUCAAUGCCGUUGGUGUCUCAGGGUCCAAUUUAUCUCGCAACUAUCUGGAUCGCAUCCUAGUUGAAAACACUGAUGAUGUGAUCCAUGUGUUGUCCUUCAACGGCGAGUUCUUAUAUCUAUCCCCUUCAUGUAAGAAGGUAUUAGAGUACGAUGCAAUUGAGCUAGUGGGCAAGACACUAUCGACCAUCUGCCACCCAAGUGAUAUCGGAUCUGUGAUUCGUGAUAUGCGCGCAAGCACAACAUCGGCUCCAAUCAGUGUUGUGUACCGAAUUCGCCAGAAAUACAAAGGGUACAUUUGGUUUGAAAGUCACGGUGCUUGGCACAUUGAUCCAAACCAAGGCCGUAAACAUCUUGUAAUGACCGGCCGCCCUCGACCUGUCUAUUCCCUAAAUCAAAUUGCCGGCCUGGGUUCUUCGGCGGCGCUGGCAGAAAAUGAUGUCUGGGCCAAGGUCUCUUUAUCAGGCGUCAUAUUGUUUGUCACCUCCAAGGUCAAACCUGUACUCGGACGGACCGUUGAUGACCUGAUUGGAAAAGGGUUACAAGAGCUCAUGGAGCCCGAAGAGGGAUCUGAUUCUGUUUCGGUUGCACUUGAGAAAGCUUCCUCUGGUGCCACCCACGAGCCGGGCAAAAAGAACGAGUCACAGGAGCCACCAUCCUUCCGGCACCAGAUGCGACACAAAAAGGGCCACUCGCUUUCUGCUCACACGACUUUGUACGCGGGCGAUUCUGUGUCAGGAUUUCGGCCUUCGUUCCUUGUCGCGCAGAUUCGAUUUGCACGAGCAUUUCCACCAUCAUCUACUGCUCAGGCUGCUGCCGACGAUGAUGCGAUAGCUAAUGUUCCCGGUUCAAGCAAGCAAACCACCCUUACCACUUCCGAUUCUCUACCCCCUCGCCAAUACGGGGCUCUUGGGCAACACAUGCCCGAUUUAUCCAACUUAAUCGGUCUAAACGGUUUACCUUCAGGAAACCGUGGAUCACCAUCCGACAUCCCUGCCACUUUCUUCACCGAAUUGAAUCCCACCCGUGGGUCCAGCUGGCAAAUAGAGUUGCGUGAACUAGAAAAACAAAAUCGGACUUUGUCCGAUGAGCUCCAGCGCCUACUCAAUCGACGCAAGAAACGCAAGCGCAAGCAGAGUGCAUUCUCCGUUGAGAAGUCAUGCGGGAUGUGCAGCACCAAAAAUACACCAGAAUGGCGACGUGGUCCGAGCGGGAAUCGAGACCUAUGUAAUAGCUGUGGUUUACGGUGGGCAAAACAGAUGCGUCUUCAGGCACAGGCUGGAGCUACAUCAUCAGCUCCUCAAGCGGUACCAACCACCGUGGCACAAUAA
Molecule: messenger RNA, 2688 nt
Organism: Penicillium angulare
Lineage: Eukaryota; Fungi; Ascomycota; Eurotiomycetes; Eurotiales; Aspergillaceae
Gene: lreA
Exons: 4
Coding region: 1-2688 (895 amino acids)
Biological process (GO): regulation of DNA-templated transcription
Cellular component (GO): nucleus
Molecular function (GO): zinc ion binding; sequence-specific DNA binding; protein binding
Source: RefSeq, a predicted model, not a curated record